AAAAAUAACGAAUAAAAAUAAUUAUAACAGACAAAAUAUUGAAAUUUGUCGCAACAAUAAUUUAAAAAGUAAAAUAAAAACGUGAUCGGAAGUCAACAGUAUCUAUUUUUUGCGGCUGCGGUCGUGUCUAGUUGUCGAUUAUGAGACAAUAGCGGAACGAAGCGACACAAGAAACCCGGGUUUUAGAGAAAAAUUCGUGAAAGCUGUGGUGACGUCUCUAUAAAAUCCGGGUUUGCUCAAUUUCUUCGUCAUUGAUUGUCAGUAAUCGAGCAUUACCAGUUGGUACUUGUCAGUGAAGUAAAACAAUAACAGCGAGAACAAAACCGGCGCCAUGAAUUAUCUGAAUUUCUUGGUAAUAGUGUGCAGCGUUUCCAUAACCACCGCAGCAACAAGAUAUCUCGCGAUACCAAUCGACGGAAUGGACAUAAUUGAAGUUAAUCCACAACAGCAGAUUCAGCAAAGACCGCCGAGACAAACAGAAGCUUAUAUACCGCAAAUUUUGUCACACGGUCAGCAAUUACAGCAAGAACGCCAGCAACCGCGGAUUGAGAGAUCACCCAUACUCGAUUACGUUGACUUUGGCGCUCAAACUGGGAAUAAUGGGGCUUAUAACUGGUUCGUUGACUAUCCUGCUCAUCGUUAAUUUUCUCUACAACAACAACAGCAGCAAUUAUUACUAAUCAAUUACUGAUUGAUAAUUAUGAUAAUCAUUAUCAUCUUCAAUCUGUUGAUCUGUAAAU
Cotesia glomerata is the source of this 740-nucleotide messenger RNA. RefSeq lists its product as uncharacterized. The transcript has 2 exons. The coding region runs from base 332 to 643 and encodes 103 amino acids. NCBI's taxonomy places the organism in Eukaryota, Metazoa, Arthropoda, Insecta, Hymenoptera, Braconidae. The record is from RefSeq and is a predicted model, not a curated record.